Molecule: messenger RNA, 1125 nt
Organism: Talaromyces proteolyticus
Lineage: Eukaryota; Fungi; Ascomycota; Eurotiomycetes; Eurotiales; Trichocomaceae
Exons: 5
Coding region: 283-1059 (258 amino acids)
Molecular function (GO): acyltransferase activity, transferring groups other than amino-acyl groups
Source: RefSeq, a predicted model, not a curated record
CACAAUUUUGCAGGUCGAAGUUAUCUCAACAAGCGCAGAUGCCCGCUGUUAACCAAAACCGUGGGCGAUCUUUCCUAAACAUCUACCAGGACGCAUGGCAUAGCCUACUAAAGAUGAGAGACAGGUUCACUAUUAUCCCACAAUGGCAAUUGUGGGACAGUAUCUUGCAUCAUUAUACAUGAAUGUCCCUGUGACUACAUAUAUAGGGCUGGCGCCGGUUUUCAUAUCAGCUCGUUCGUUAGUGCUUAAAUAAGUUUACGAGCUCUUACUAGUCCCAUCCAUAUGUACGUAUAUAGGUAUGUAGCUAGUCCAUUUAUAACACUCCAUAUCAGCACCACUUUCGGCCACCUUUCUUCCUCAACAACAUUCACACUCGCAAGCGCCAUAAUGCCUCUUGAACUUCACAAGUUAAGUUCCGACGAGGAAUUUCCCGCGUUGGUUGAUGGUCUAUGGAGGGGCUAUGCCGAACCUUUCAACGGUUUCUGGGAAAUCCUCAAGGGCCCAACGCAAGAAGAAUGUACUGAACGCUACAAGUCAUGGCACAAAGCUGAUCCCACUAGCCACUGGCUAUAUGUCACCGACUCUGAAACGAAGAAGGUCGUCGGUGCGAUGCAAUGGAAUGUUUUUGAGACCAACCCGUACAUCAAUGGUCCUCCAUCGCUUCCAGCCUACUGGUGGCCUGAGGGUCCCCUGAAGGAAAUCUCAGAGCAAUUGUUCGCUGCCUUCUUUGCGGGCAGACCCAGCAAGUGUGGCCAGCCGCAUGUUCUGAUCAGCUAUUGUUUCACUGAUCCCAAGUACCGGCAUAAAGGUGUCGCAAGUCUGGCCAUGGAGUGGGGAAUCCACAAGAGCGAAGAACUUGACCUGGAUGCAUUCGUUGAGUCGACCGAAGAUGGCCGCGGCUUCUACGAAGCGCAUGGAUUCGAAGUUCUGGAUGAAUUGCACUUGGAUGCUGGCGUGGAUAGUCCAAGUGCAGAAUUCACUCAAAGAAGAAGGGAGCUUCAAUUACCACUCCAUGGGUUCUUCAUGAAAAGACGUUGUGGUGCAAACAAGUCUGCGUAGGGAGUCCGAUAUUAGAACGCAGAGAUCUAAAUACCGAGCAAUUCAUUACACCUAAAUCUAAGUUGU